GCUUUUGAGCUGUCUUAUUCAUUCAUUGAGAACAUUCCUUCCCUUAGGUAGCCCAGGCACCAUGCUGCGUGUAAGAUGUGUGAGAGGAGGAAGCAGGGGAGCUGAAGCUGUCCACUACAUAGGAUCCAUGCUGAGCAAGGGCUUCGUCGGAUGGGUGCAGCGAACUUUCCAGAGCACCCAGGCAGCUGCGGCUGCCCAGAAAGCCUGCACUGCUGACGAAACCGUCCCCCAAGACUCUCCUGUCUGCUCUUACAAUGAGUGGGACCCCCUGGAGGAAGUCAUUGUGGGGAGACCAGAAAAUGCAAGUGUUCCUCCAUUCACAGUGGAAGUCAAGGCCAACACAUAUGAAAAGUACUGGCCUUUCUAUCAGAAAUAUGGAGGAGCGAGCUUUCCUCACGAACACGUGAAGAAAGCUGUACAGGAAAUGGAGGAAAUGUGCAAUAUUUUACGACAUGAAGGCGUUAUUGUCCAAAGACCUGAAGUAAUUGAUUGGUCAGUUCAGUAUAAAACACCUGACUUCGAAUCUACAGGUCUGUAUGCUGCUAUGCCUAGAGACAUCCUGCUGGUUGUUGGUAACGAGAUCAUUGAAGCUCCUAUGGCAUGGAGGUCCCGAUUCUUUGAAUACAGGGCCUACCGUCCCUUAAUUAAGGAUUAUUUCCGUCGUGGGGCGAAAUGGACCACAGCACCUAAACCAACAAUGGCUGAUGAGCUCUAUGACCAGGAAUAUCCUAUUCGCACUGUUGAAGACCGACACAAGCUGGCUGCUCAAGGGAAAUUUGUUACUACAGAACAUGAGCCCUGUUUUGAUGCUGCUGACUUCAUGAGAGCCGGGAGAGACAUCUUUGCACAGAGAAGCCAGGUAACAAAUUACCUGGGGAUUGAAUGGAUGCGCAGACAUCUGGCUCCAGAGUACAAGGUGCAUGUUAUCUCAUUUAAGGACCCUAAUCCUAUGCAUAUUGAUGCCACUUUCAAUAUUAUUGGACCAGGCCUUGUACUUUCUAACCCAGAUCGUCCCUGCCAUCAGAUCGAAUUGUUCAAGAAAGCUGGCUGGACUGUUGUCACACCCCCCACUCCACUCAUCCCAGAUGCUCAUCCUCUGUGGAUGUCCUCAAAAUGGCUAUCAAUGAAUGUCCUAAUGUUGGAUGAAAAACGUGUAAUGGUGGAUGCCAAUGAAACUUCCAUUCAGAAGAUGUUUGAGAAGUUGGGUAUCUCCACUGUUAAAGUGAGUAUUCGCCAUGCGAAUUCCUUAGGAGGUGGUUUCCAUUGCUGGACCUGUGAUGUUCGUCGCCGUGGAACCCUGCAGUCCUAUUUCAGCUAAGAAGCUGGAAACUAGCAGUAAAAAAGCUUUUAAACAUCUCAAUAGAUAAACAAAGCAAAUAUCAAUACGUAGCUUUCUUAGCCUGCUUCCAAUUACAAGCCUAUCUGGUGUAGAAGGGUUUAAACCUA
Messenger RNA from Nanorana parkeri, 1446 nucleotides. It is a transcript of the gene GATM, whose product is annotated as glycine amidinotransferase. Gene Ontology annotation, biological process: creatine biosynthetic process. The transcript is spliced from 9 exons. Gene Ontology annotation, molecular function: amidinotransferase activity. Bases 62 to 1318 code for a protein of 418 amino acids. Lineage: Eukaryota; Metazoa; Chordata; Amphibia; Anura; Dicroglossidae. Gene Ontology annotation, cellular component: mitochondrion. The record is from RefSeq and is a predicted model, not a curated record.